UGAACCAAAUGUAAUUUUUUCAAGCCAACGGUCAAAUGGUACAGUCAUGUGAACCAAAAGCAAUUCUUUCAAAAAAGUAACGGUAAAUAUUUACUUUUCCAAUAUAAAUUCAGUUUUUGCCAAUUCAAGCCAUUCAACCUCACAUCUCUUUUCAUAUUGUAGGAGAAAAAAAGUUGCUUCUUCGUUCCAUUCAAUCCUUUCACUCCCUUCAUUUUUUAUAAUGGCUCGCAAUCGGUUACUUAAUAUGAUUGUGAACGAUUCAGAUUUUUCUGACUCGGAUGAUGAGUUGGAGAUAUUUCAAGCAGUUACUACGUAUGAAAGUGAGAGGGACUCGAGCUCAAGCCGCAAUCGUCGCAUGGUUAUUAAUCGCAACACUUUUGGAGCUCAAAACCGGCUUUUUGAUGAUUACUUUGCUGAAUCUCCAGUAUUUCCUCCGCAUUAUUUUCGAAGGAGGUUUCGAAUGAGCCGUUCUCUUUUUCUUCGUAUACAUGAUGCCGUAAAAGCACAUGAGCCUUACUUUAUCCAGAAGAGAAAUGCAGUAGGAAAGCUUGGUUUAUCAUCUCUUCAAAAAAUGACUGCCGCAUUUAAGAUGCUAGCUUACGAUGCACCAGCCGAUUCCGUGGAUGAAUGCAUGAGGAUUGGAGCAACCACGGCCUUAAAAAGCCUAAGAAGAUUUCUUAGAGCAGUAAUUGAAGUGUUCUCCGAGGAGUAUUUGAGGUCACCUAAUGCCACUGAUGUAGCUAGAUUGCUAGUGGUUGGUGAACUACAGGGAUUUCCGGGGAUGUUAGGGAGCCUUGAUUGCAUGCAUUGGGAAUGGAAGAAUUGCCCAACCGCUUGGCAAGAAUCCACAAGGAAGGAUGUAGAACGGGCAUUUGGAGUGCUUCAAGCAAGGUUUGCAAUUGUGCGAGGACCGGGGCAGUUGUGGGAUAAGAAAACACUAAAAGAUAUCAUGUUAACAUGCAUAAUAUUACACAACAUGAUCAUUGAGGAUGAACGAGAUUAUAAUGGAGCGGCCGAUCUCAACUAUGAUCCAUUGGAGCAUACUCCUCUUGUAGAAGUUUCACACGAGAGAACUAUUGACCUUGUGGAAUUCAUUCGAUGCAAUCAUCAGAUGAGGGACAGGGGAACUCAUUCUCAACUCCAAGCAGACCUAAUUGAACACCUUUGGCAAAUGUGCGGCCAAUCAUAGUAACUUGUUGUUUGAUUUGAAUUCAUUUGUGUACAAUGUACUUUAAUUUGGAGUCCUAGUAGUCUAUUUAGGC
Molecule: messenger RNA, 1262 nt
Organism: Rhododendron vialii
Lineage: Eukaryota; Viridiplantae; Streptophyta; Magnoliopsida; Ericales; Ericaceae
Exons: 2
Coding region: 221-1189 (322 amino acids)
Source: RefSeq, a predicted model, not a curated record